AGUCAAGUUUUUUGAAAUCAUGAAGAUUCUGGCACUGCAUUUAUAUUUUGGGAUAGGAUAGAAUCUGCAUGUACGUUUCUCAGGCAUCUACUGUACUUCUAGUCCAAAGAUAAAUGCAAUGUACCGAUGCUACAUUCAUUCAAAUUUUAUCAUCCCGGACAUCCCCUUUGUUUCUCUAAGCCUUUCCUUAUCUAACAUACAAAAAUCGGCUGCGAUGGUGUCGUUUCAGAUAAGCUGUAAAAUAAUCACAUGUAUCCUCCCACUCAACUUUCGUUACAAGCACGGAGAUGAAACUAUCUUGCAUCUCAAAUGCGUUCAAAACCAAACCAGUGCCCCUGAAAACUUGGCAGCGGUAAUAUCAUCUUUCCAAACGGCUUCUACUUUGAACAGCAAACUUUAAAAAAUUUUUGAAAAUUGGGUCAAUCAUAUAUUUAUAUAAUAACUAAUUGUUGAACGAUUGAAUAUAAGUGAAUUUCGGCUCUCGAUUUACGUUUGUUCAAAACUUAGAUUGUGAAUUCAAUUGAAAAAAAAAUUCUUCCUAAGAGUGAACAAUGCAGAGUGCAACAAUGAGGACAGUGAGUUUAUUGAAUUUACAGAGACAUGCUCGGUGGAUAACAAUAUGCAUAUUGGGCUUAGCAGCUCUAACAAUUGUUGGAAGAAGUCCAUUGAUCAAGCAGUUACCGGAGCCUGUAGCAGUACCGGAUUUUGUACGGCUAAAACAAUUUACAGAGUCAAUUCCUGUCCAAAGUAAAGUGAAUCUAAAUGACUAUCCUGAUAAUAACAUGACGUCCAUGAAAAUGAGUGAACUAAAGACUGAGCUGGAGAUUAGAAGAAAAAGGGUCGAUGAUAUCUGUCAAAUAAUUGAAAAUGAAACAUCUUCCUUUCAUACAGCUAUGUCUAAACUGAUUAUUGACACAAAUCAUGGACUAUCAUGGUGCCCAAUAUAUAAGGUUGGUAGUUCUACAUGGAUGGAACACUUUGCUGUGUUAGGUAGAACCUUCUCUGAUUUAACUGUAGACUUGAUUAGGCGCAAUAUACUCCAAGUCAACAUUAUAGCUAGACAGGCAUUCCCAAAUUAUGACGUUGAAACAAUGCUUGAGAAAAUCAAACGAACAAAGAAGUUUUUAAUUGUGCGUCAUCCAUUCGAACGUAUUUUGUCAGCUUACAGGGAUAAGUUGGAAAAUAUCGAUGGUAGAGAGUAUUACUACAAGAAAUUUGGACGUCACAUUACGCAACGGUAUCGUCAUAAAAAUGCUAGUCUUGACACCAGGAUAGAGCCUAGUUUUACAGAAUUUUUGAGAUUCAUCGUUGAAGAAAAAUAUUUUGACGAGCAUUGGGCUCCAUAUACUCAAACCUGCAGACCAUGUGAACUCAAAUAUGAUUACAUCCUCAAGUUUGAAACAUUCAAAAGAGACGAAGACUUUUUAAUUCAAGAACUAGGACUGAAUAAAUACUUGCACACAAGAGGUGAUGUCAGACACGUUAAUCCACGUGGUCCCACAACAGCCAUGACCAGUAGGAAAUAUUUCAAAAACGUGCCAGAGUUACUCAUAAAAAAAGUGCAUCAAGUAUAUGAGAAGGAUUUCAAAUUAUUCAAUUAUUCCCCUGCAGAUUAUUACGGCUUGACCACAAAGCAGCCUUGAAGAGAACAAACAUGGUAUUGCUGUCAAUUCAAUAGAAUCACGAGAUACUUACUUGUCCAAAAUAAAGCUCGUUGAAGUACAACCAUUACAUAUAGUUGGAGUAAAAUUUGUGGAGCAGCUUCCAUAAAUGAUUCAAACAAAUGAAGCAUGCAUAUAUCACUCUGCUGUCUGAGCACCCAGUCUUUCUCGCUCUUUGAUUGGCCAGUUUUCAAAGAUCGUAUCGCUGCGUGCAAUAAGACUAAGUAUCUGAAUAAACAGUAAAAAUAAAAAGUUUCACAGCAUGCCAAGACAACGCCAUAUGCAAUAGUGCAAAUGUAUUAAAAUAAUACAAUGACUAAAAAAUCUUUUGUGAAUACUAAGUUACAGCCAAUAAGCUCUAAUUCAUCAUUAGCGCUUGAAAGUCAAGUCUAUAGGUGCUUGUGUCUGUUAUCGAAGCACAGAUCAGUUCAAAUAGCAAAUAUUGUGUUUUAAAAAUGUAUGAAAUUAGCCGUUUUACCUGUGAACAAUACCCAUGAGUAUGAAAUGUGAUAUCCAAUGAGUAUAAUUCAGAGAUCCGUCGCUGUGAUGCCAUCUCAAGCUGAAUAGCUGCACAAUCAUUGCAGGAAGCAGCAUAAAUAUUAGUGUAAAGUAUGCCCAUCCUGAAUAUCCAAUAGAUAGGUAAUCGUUGACAACUAAGCCAUCUGAAUUAAGUUCAAGAACAAAUUAAUCAAAGUAAUUGUAAGAUUAAAAACUGUAUUUACUGAAGAGUUAAAAAAUGGUAAUUAACAAAGACAAUUCGUUAAAUUGUAAAUAGGUUCAUCAUGUGAUACUUGUGCUAAUUAAAAUUCGAAUAAUUUUCAAAUA
Molecule: messenger RNA, 2486 nt
Organism: Athalia rosae (coleseed sawfly)
Lineage: Eukaryota; Metazoa; Arthropoda; Insecta; Hymenoptera; Athaliidae
Product: carbohydrate sulfotransferase 11-like
Exons: 4
Coding region: 552-1643 (363 amino acids)
Biological process (GO): carbohydrate biosynthetic process
Cellular component (GO): membrane
Molecular function (GO): sulfotransferase activity
Source: RefSeq, a predicted model, not a curated record